This is a messenger RNA of Caenorhabditis bovis, 363 nucleotides long. The record is from the annotation of a GenBank genome assembly. Lineage: Eukaryota; Metazoa; Nematoda; Chromadorea; Rhabditida; Rhabditidae.
AUGUACAAAUUCAAACUUCUACUCGCCGCUUCGUUAUUGGUCCUGCACGGAUUCGUGUUGUCACAUGAUGAAGAGGAAGAAGACUGCGGUGAUGAUUUCGUGCAUGAGACGUGUCCCGACAACACGUGGAUUAAAUUCCGACGGCAAAGCGGUCAAGAGAUUUGCCUAAAAAUGUUCAAAUUCACCGACAAAGCGACAACAUCGUCAUUCUUGUGGAAGAACAAAUGGCUGAAUCAGACGCCCGACUCAAAAUUUAUCAAGGGCGAAUAUGAGAGCGCGAUAAUUGUAAAAAAUGGGAAAAUCGAUGAUGUCAUAAGCACGGCGAAGUUCGACGGCGCACUGUGCGGUGUGACACUCGGCUAG